AUGGACGAACAGAUCAAGCACCUGGUUAACAAGACCUGGGUAGCCAGUCUUAUCCAGACGCCGAGUCGCAUCCAGUCAUCCGCAUAUCCCAGCAAUUGCUCACAAUCCACAGCCAAAUUCUGCUGCACCGCAGACGACGCCCGCCUCAUGAUCGCCGUUAGCGGAAUCCCAGGAUCCGGCAAGACAGAGCUUGCGCAGUCAAUCAGCAAGCGCAUCAACCAGAUCUACGCCUCCGAGAGUCCUAGCGCACCUCCGAUAUCAACGGCCCUUCCCAUGGAUGGAUUCCACCUCACCCGAGCUCAACUAGCCGCGAUGCCGGACCCGGAGCACGCGUUUGCGCGCCGCGGCGCAGAGUUCACAUUUGACGGAGAGAAAUUUCUGGGAUUGGUGAAGAAGCUUCAGGAGCCAAUUACGGCGGAGACGAAGGAUGUGCAUGCGCCGAGCUUUGAUCACGCCGUGAAAGAUCCUGUGGAGGAUGAUAUUACUAUUCCGGCUACUUGCCGGGUCGUGUUGUUUGAGGGAAAUUAUUUGAGUUUAGAUAAGGAACCGUGGAGGGAGACUGCCAAAUUAAUGGAUGAGCUGUGGUUUGUGGAUGUUGAUUUCGAAGUUGCGAGAAAGAGGUUGAUUCGCAGACAUAUUAAGGCUGGAAUUGCGAAGAAUGAGGAGGAAGGUAACAAAAGAGCAAAAGAAAAUGAUCUGGUUAAUGGGCAGGAGAUCGUUGACUUCAGGUUACCUGUUCAGGAGAUUGUCAAGAGUGUCUACGACCCGUCAUGGGAAGAACCCUAG
This is a messenger RNA of Penicillium chermesinum, 786 nucleotides long. Its product is annotated as kinase-related protein. The record is from RefSeq and is a predicted model, not a curated record. The transcript has 2 exons. Gene Ontology annotation, molecular function: ATP binding; kinase activity. Gene Ontology annotation, cellular component: cytoplasm. The coding region runs from base 1 to 786 and encodes 261 amino acids. NCBI's taxonomy places the organism in Eukaryota, Fungi, Ascomycota, Eurotiomycetes, Eurotiales, Aspergillaceae.